Molecule: messenger RNA, 3927 nt
Organism: Stylonychia lemnae
Lineage: Eukaryota; Ciliophora; Spirotrichea; Sporadotrichida; Oxytrichidae
Source: the annotation of a GenBank genome assembly
AUGGUAGGCAUAGAUACUGGCUAUAUCAGUGGCAUUGCUUAUCGAUUUUCUUUUUUCAUAAUCAACACUAAGUAAAACUCAUUCCCAUUAAAAUUUCCAGGAUUCAAAUACGAUUUCACUACUUAUGAUGGAACCAAUAACAGGAUAGUAAAUUCAAAUAGCAUUGGAACUUGGGAUCUCUAAUAUUCUAAUUCCUAUGCCGAUACAUCUUAAGACAGAUUUCAAGUCUAUGUUGACCCAAAUUUUGGAAUGUAAUAUGCUGGUCAAAGAUCAUUCCAUGACCACACAGGAACAUAAUUUAUCAAUCAUCCUGAUUUCUUUUAUCAUAUGUGGUUUUACACUUGCAGUACUGAUAGCUUUGUGCUGUUCACUAUUCAGGAGAGGGAUGGACCGUCAGAUGUCACAGACAGUGACUUUAACUUUUUAUCUAUAGGAGUAUAGGGAGAUGGAUACAUUUACAUCGAAAUGAGAUUAGUUGACAAUGAAGUGGUAGUAGCACUUAAAGAGAAGACUACUACCUUAUAAGUAAGAGCUGGAUGGAAUUAUAUAGCUAUCGAUGUUAGUCAUAUAUACGAGUUCUCAUAUGUAAAUAUGUAUCAUAGAUCAGAAUAUACAACUGCUUCUCCUUACUAUUCAAAAUACUACACAUUCUUUCGAGGCUUCUACUCUGAAUCAGAGGAUGAUGAAGUAAGUAAAGAUGUUGUUGUAGUUUUUGGUUGUAAAGAUUAUAUCACUUACGACACAGCAAUUCCUGAUGAAUCUGUAUAUGGCUUAUGUAUGCGUGGAUGGAUCUAGUAUGCUGAACUGUGGACUUCUAGCUCAAGUGUGUGGACUAGCUCGACAGCAAGAGAAACAGCAAUCACAGGUUAUAUAGAUUGUACUGGAACUCACAGAUUCUGUAACAAUAGAUUCGGAACUGUAAAAUAUCUUGAUAAUACAUUUGCAAUAACUGCGACUCAAAUGCUAAUAUUCGACAGCUCAACUGCUACUCUUGCCAGCAAUAUAGUAAAAUCGCCUGCAAGCUCUUAUUACACUUGCAAUAUUGAUUUAUCUACGGAUACCAAGACAUACAAGCCAUUUUAUUAGCCAAGCAUUGGAAGGAUCACAACGAAUGAGACUAAUUAUUUUAAGUGCACAUUAAGUAGAGUGACUGCGACUAGUUGGAUAUCAUUCUUUCCAGCUAUGUUUACAAUGGAAGCAUGGUUUAGACUUGAUCCUAUUGAUCUAAGACCAGAUGGAUAUAUCUCCCAGGUGUUUGCUCUCUAUGACAAUACUGCAAAAGAUUAUAGACUUGGAUUUGGAAUAUCUAACACAUUUCUACGUAUUUAUAUAGAUGAUACAAUUCAUGAUUUACACUAUCUUUUCAAUGAAACUACUGAUUACUGGCAUUACGUGGCUGUAAGCUAUACUAGAUUAUUUGAAAGAGAAACUAGAAUUCAGGUAUUUUUAGAUAACAUAAGUGUGUUGACAACAAGGAUUUUUGACUGGUAUAUAUUCUAGCCAGAUUAAACUCAUGAAAUUCACAUAGCCAAUAAUUUUCCAGGAAUUGUAAGAAAAACCAAGAUGAAUGCAAGGCCUUACUGUUUAAAUGAUAAAAGUCUAUGGAUAAAUGUAGACUCGACAAAAUGUGUAAAGAAAGGAGCUACGGGUUGUACGUUCUGUGAUACAGAUGAGACAGGAGUGACUGCAGGUACUUAUAAUUGUUUCUACAAUUGCUAUGAUUUUGGAUACUACAUAAGUGGUACCUCAUGCACAGAAUGUCAUGAUGGUUGUAGAUAUUGCAAAUCAGCUGCAACUAGUUCUGAUUGCUAUCUUUGCAACUAAACAUCCCUUUUUCACAAAGAUUAUACUAAAACAGCAACUACUGAUGUAGCCACAAUAAAAAAUGCAGAUAGAAUAACUUGCAUUUGUUCUCUUGGUACAAUCACAAUGGGAGGUGGAGAUCUAUGCAUGAAAUGUGAUGAGAGGUGUGCAGUCUGCACCGACAUUUUAAACCUUAAUUGCGAUAUGUGUGCUGAUGGGGCUUAUAAAGUAUAUAAGGGAAAAUGCGAGUACAAAUGCCCUGAAAAUUAUGAGAAGGAUGAUGAAAAUAGAAUAUGCAACUAUGACAAAACUAAACUUUUAAAGCCUGAACUUCCCCAAGACCCAUAAGGUUGUAUCGAUGGGUAUUAUUGGGAUUGGGCUAAAAUGAACUGUACAUAAUGCUAUAGUUUAUGUAGAACUUGUGAAUUCAAAUCACCAUUAUGCACUUCAUGUCCAAUCGGUAGAUAUCUUACAACCGAAUAGAAUUGUGAAAAAUGUGAAUCAUUCUGGAACAAUGCAAUGAUGGUAGGGACAAAUGGUAUGUGCGUCGAAACUUGUGGUGAUGGCUAUAGAUUUAGUCUGACUGGAUGUGAUGAUGGGAAUACGAAGGAUGGAGAUGGAUGUUCUAGCCAAUGUAUCCCAGAAGAUGGAUACUAAUGUUUUGGUGGUGAUCCAAACAAAAAAGAUACUUGUCUCUACAUACCAACAGAACUUGUUGGGGCAUAUGUAAAUGAGUUUAAUGAUGUCAUACUUAACUUUAGUAGACCUAUAAAUCUAACGAGUGGAACUUUGACAAUUAAAGAUCUAAGGUUAUUUAUUAGAGAUUCAACUGGCAAUUUUAAAGAUAUCGAUUAUAAGGUCAAACUAUUCAAUCUUCCGUCAAAUUAUUUGUAUCUCUACACUAUAUUUAAGGAUGAUGUAAUAGGUGGUGCAUAUUAUGAUCAAAUAAUGAGGAUAGAGUACUAAAAUACUAAGACUAUAAUAGAUAUCAACAAGAAAGAAGUUAAAAAAUCAACAUAUGCUCGAGUUUGGCUUUACACUUAUAAAUUCUUCCCUGAGAUAGAGAGAUCAGAUGCCGAACUUUAUGGGAAACUCUCAUUAGGCUUUGUAUUCUCAGCAAUAGCUUUUUGGAUGACAAUAGCUGAAUUUACUAAGAAGUCAGUAUUACCAGCAGUAUUCGUACUCUUAGCCUUUUAACAAAUAUUUUACAUCGGAUGUUAGGAUCUAUAUCUCGACUAAAAGACUAGCUAUUUCUUUUCAUUUUUUAGAAUCUUCAGACUCGAGCAUACUAAACUUCAAAAUUACUUUAUCCAAAAUAAUUGGAUAGAAGUAUCCUAUUAUUUCAAAAGAAUCUUUAACAAUAACUUUUACUUCCUUGGAGAAGUCGAAAUGCUGGGUUUUCUUCUUAACAAUAGCAUUAAAAUUUAUUCGCUAUACAUUUACUUCUUUUUCAUGCCUCUAGUUCUGAUUAUAGACUUCAUUUUUACUCAGUGUAUUAGCCAAAAAAGGUUGCUAUGGUUCAAUAAAUAUAUAGCUAAAUAGUACUUCUUUAGUGGGCCACUACUAAUGACAUUCAUAUUUUGCUAUCCAAUGAGUGUUACAACAUUUCUUGAAAUAAGGACUAUGACAACUAAAAAUGAAUACUAAAUGUACUCAUUAGUAGUGAGCUUCUUCAUAGCAUUUAUGUUGUUUUUAGUCUGGUUGUGCUCUUGGUUGGUAGUGGUUCUUCACUAUAAAUAUAGAGGUCAUUCUUUGCUCAUAGAUAAAUACAGUUUUCUCUACAAAAAUGUGAAAAAUUAUUCUUUUCUUCUUUAGAUCUGUAUACCUUUCUUAAUUACAAGAAGACUUGCCUCAUCAAUCAUUUUAGCUGUUUUGGUAAAGUAUACACUAGGACCAUUAGUGAUAUAGGCGUUCCUAUGCGCAGCUGUAAACACUUAUAAAUUUAUUUAUCUAUAGGUUAUUGUAUACUUGCUAGUGUUUAGAUCUUUUAAACAAACAAUAACGAAUGCAAUCGUUAUAGGCACAGAACUCUUGAUUGGCAUAUUAAAUUUUGAGUGUUUGCUAUUUUCUGACUAUGGAUCCGAUAAGUCUAUGAUUGGUGAGAUUAAUACUCUUAACUUUUGA